AUGGGAUUACUUCUAAUUGUAUUAGAAAUCAAUUUCGAUUUUUCCCAUUCAAAAUUGUCAAAUGCUUUUCAUAUUGGCAAGAAAAGUCCUGUUGCUGAAAUUUUAAAAGAUGCAAUUGAUGAUGACUCUUAG
Molecule: messenger RNA, 132 nt
Organism: Entrophospora candida
Lineage: Eukaryota; Fungi; Glomeromycota; Glomeromycetes; Entrophosporales; Entrophosporaceae
Source: the annotation of a GenBank genome assembly